GAAGGCGUCGGCAGCGAGAGUGAGUCAACGUUCGCGGCAGACAGCUCAAUGUCACCAGGUCAAAGAAAGGAAUGCUGAAGGUACUUGUGUUUUUGAUCAGUGUGAGCAUGCGGAUUGUUUAUACUGAGCACAAUGAAUAAAUAUACCAAAGUGAACAAAAUUGGAGAAGGAUCUUUUGGGAAAGCUAUUCUUGUGACUUCAAAAGAAGAUGGCAGACAAUAUGUUAUCAAAGAAAUCAAUAUCUCCAGGAUGUCUAACAAAGAGAGGGAAGAGUCAAGAAGAGAAGUUGCUGUUCUGGCCAAUAUGAAGCAUCCAAAUAUUGUACAGUACAAGGAAUCAUUUGAAGAAAGUGGUUGCCUUUUCAUAGUCAUGGAUUACUGUGAAGGGGGAGACCUUUUCAAACGGAUUAAUGCACAAAAAGGAAUUUUAUUUCCUGAGGAUCAGAUCCUGGAUUGGUUUGUGCAAAUUUGCUUGGCUUUGAAACAUGUACAUGAUAGAAAGAUUCUGCACAGGGAUAUCAAGUCACAGAAUAUCUUUCUAACCAAAGAUGGGACGGUGCAGCUGGGAGAUUUUGGAAUAGCUAGAGUACUCAACAGUACUGUGGAGCUGGCACGGACUUGCAUUGGCACACCGUACUACUUGUCCCCAGAAAUAUGUGAAAAUAAGCCAUACAACAACAAAAGUGAUAUUUGGGCAUUGGGCUGCGUCCUAUAUGAGAUGUGUACCCUCAAACAUGCUUUUGAAGCCGGUAACAUGAAAAACCUGGUGCUGAAGAUCAUCCGUGGAUCUUAUCCACCAGUUUCUGCUCAUUAUUCUUAUGAUCUGCGGAACUUAAUGUCACAGUUGUUUAAGAGAAACCCAAGGGACAGACCAUCGGUUACAUCUCUACUGCAGAAACCACUUCUUGCCAAAAGAAUUGACAAGUUGCUUUCACCUGAUCUUAUUAUUGAAGAAUUUGGUCAUGCAAUUGAAAAUCAUGCUUCAAAACCAGUUAUCAAUACAGCAGUAAAAAGACCAGGCCCAGUCUCGGGAUCUGUUGGACCAGCACAGAAAAUCACCAAACCAGCAGCCAAGUAUAAAGUGCCGUUGACAGCAAAAUCUGCAGAGGCAGCUAAAAAGCUUUCAGAUAAGAAAUUACUGAUGAAACACAAGCAGGCUCAACCUACUCCAAUGAAGAAAAUGAAUGCAGUGGAAGAAAGGAGGAAAAUGUUUGAGGAAGCAUCUAAAAAGAAAAAACAGGAACAGAUUGAACGAGAAAGAAAGCAGCGAGAACAGGUGAAUUUGUUGAAAGCUGAGCAGAUGAGAAGGAUGGAGAAAGACAGGAUGGAAAGAAUCAACAGAGCCAGGGAACAAGGAUGGCGACAUGUACUUGGUGUAAGCGGUUCUUGGGGAAGUGGUGAACAUAAGGUUCCCUUCUCUGGUGGUGGGGGUGGAGGGUCAGGAGGUAUCCUGCCAGCAGCUCAUAAGGGGCAACACUAUGAACAUUAUCAUGCUAUCCUGGACCAAAUGCAGCAACAAAAGGAAAACAUUAAAGGGUUUGAGGAGAAACGUGUAAAGUGGAAUAUAGAAACACCACCUCAGGAACAUAUUUACAGAAGAAUGUCAGCAGCUGCAGGUGCUGGAAUUCAGAAUGGGCCAGGAUUUCUCCACCAGCUGCCUGAUGCAGAAGCAGUCAGAAGAGAAGUAAAGAGGCUUGAAAAUGUGGCCAAGCAAGCAAAUGCCUACAGGCAACGAGGGUUCGCAGCAGCAGAAAGGGCAAAACAAGUGGAAGAAUUUUGGCAGCGAAAGCGGGAAGCUCUGCAGAAUAAAGCACGUGGUGAAGGACACUUGGGGAUCCUGCAAAACCUGGCAGCUAUCUAUGGAGGCAGGUCCAUUGCAACAGGAAGAGGAAAAUCCCGAACGAAGGAGGAAGAGGAGUACUUAGUGAGGCUCCGGCAAAUAAGGCUGCAGAACUUCAAUGAACGACAGGAAAUUAAAGCAAAACUUCGAGGAGAAAAGUGUGACAGUGAUGGGUCUGAUGGACAGGAAUCCAAUGACGAAGCGGAAUUCAAACGCAAGAAAAUUGAAGCAUUAAAAGCUCAAGCCAACACACGAGCUGCAGUACUUAAAGAACAGCUUGAGAAAAAGAGACGAGAAGCCUAUGAAAGAGAAAAGAAGGCCUGGGAAGAGCAUCUUGCAGCGAAAGGAUUUAAGCAGCCAUUAACAGCUGCAUCUUCAUCCUCUUCCCAAGUAAGGCAAGGAUCAGGCCUAUCUUCCAAACCUCAAUCACCAGCAAAAUCCAGCACGCCAGCUAUUUCGAUGACUGCUGCACUGAAAGAUGUGGGCAUUGAAAAAGACACAACAGCUAAGGAAAUCUCAGAGGAAAUUAAGAGGUCUAGUUCUACCACUAUUCAGAAGGAAAAGCAAGAGAUUUUGCGUCGGUUAAAUCAGAACAUUAAAGUUCAGGAAUGUCAUGAAGUGAAUGCAGCAUUGCAGGACGAAAGUGUCGUGACUUCUAACAGAAAUGGCACACAGUCUCAGGAGCAGCUGGAGGAUGGCCCCCACUUUGCAGGGGAAAGGAAAAAAUGGGAAGCAGAACCUCCACCUGUGAUUCCUCUUGCUCAACUUACGCUUGAAGAAACCUCAGGGUUAAAGGAUGAGACAUGUCAGACAUCCGGAGAAGUUAUUAAAUUGUUAAUUAAAGAUGAACCUCGCAAAGUAUGGGAGAAAGAACCUUCUGACACAGUUUUGAAAGUGUUAGGGGAAGCAGAUUUGCAAAUUCAGACGGGGAUGCUAUUGGAUACUGUAACCGUUGAAAAUAAUGCAGAAGCCCCUUUGGCUGAAGUUGACCCGGCACUCACGAUGGUGAUCGAUGCAGUAAAUGGCAUGGUUGAUCAAAAAGUAGUUAAUGAACCUGUUCGAACUUCUGUGGCUAAUGCUGGACAGAUAUCCAUAGCAGGAGACACAAUGGAAACCAAAAUCAUUGACCUUUCAAGAGAAGAAAAUGCACAGUCAAGGGAAGUAUCUAUUCCAACAUCAAAAACAUCAGUAUUUGAAGACAAGAUUGAAGAACCAGAGGACUUGGAAACAGAGGCUCUUGAAGAAGGAGACCAGAUGAACAGAGAUGAUAUCCCAGUGGCCCCAGUUACUGUAGAUGCAUGGGAAAAAGAAAGUGAUGAAGAAAGACCACUAGAUGAUGCUGUUGCACAAGCCGAAAAGACACAGCAGCAUGCCGGACUCACUGAGGAAAAGCUGAUUGAAUCAACAGAUUCCAAAGUGAAUGCUGAGGGAUGUGCUAUUGAGACUCCACCAAGUGAACCGUUUUUCCAGAAGUUACCACCUUUACAGGACAGAGCUGCAGCCAUGUUGUCGAGGGAAUCCUCCCAGGAAGAGGCAGCAGGAUCUAAACCAUUGUCCUGGUCUUUAUCUCCAGCAAAUUCCAAAGGCAAACAGUCUCUGUUGAUUGGGUUAUCAACUGGAUUGUUCGAUGCAUACAAUCCAAAGAUGCUGAGGACCUGCUCACUCCCUGACCUUAAUAAAAUGUUCAAGACGUACAUGGAUGACAGUGCACCAGAUGCCCCUGAAGAUAAUCUUGAACUGGAUGAUAUCGAAGAUGAGCCCAUCAAGGAUGAGUAUCACUCAGAUUCAGACACCAUGUUUGGUGAGGCCGAUGCAGACGAUUUGCAGGAGCUUCAGGCAUCUAUGGAGCGUCUGUUACACGAGCAGCCCAGUGAAGGGUUCAGUGAAGAGGAAGAGGAAGUGGCUUCCAAUUCAAGUCCUCCUGAGGAAAGUGUUUAUAAUGUGGAGUCCUCGAUGAAUGGAGUUGAGGGGGAAGAAGAUGAAAAUCCAGCAAGUAGCAGUGACCAAAGCGCAAUUCAUGAAGAAUGGCAUUCAGAUGACAGUGAAGAAGACAUUGCGGGUGAAAGUGCAGAGUUUGACAGCGUUUUCAGCCGAUUGGAAGAACUGCGAAUGACUCUGGAGCAAGAAAUGGGCUUUGAAAACUUCAUUGAAGCUUACAACAAAGUUAAGGCAAUACAUGAAGAUGAAGAUGAAAACAUUGACCUAGGCACUCCUAUAGUCCAAGUCAUUCUGGGUCCUCAGUUUGAGCACUUGUAUUCGAAAAUCCUGCACCUUGUCAUGGCAGAUGGAGCCUAUCAAGAAGACAAUGAUGAAUAAGAAUCAGUUCCUUGGAACCUGUCUACUGUGGAUGUUUUAACUCUCAAGCCUACACUAUCUUUUGAGCAACUCGUGUGGAUACAAGUUAAAACACGCGGCAUAAAUGAGUCUGCAUGGAUUUGGUGCAAGGACAGUUUUAUUUUAUGCUCCUUUCCCCAGAGUUCCGUUUUACCUUUUUAAUGUGGCAUAGGCUUUCUGCAGAGUUUUACAUUUUGUAAGUAUUGGUGUUGCUGCUAAAAAAAAUACUGCAUAUAAUACAGAAGUCUCUGACCAAAGUUUGCCCUUGAGUAUCACAUAUUGACGAGGUAGAAAAAUUGGAAUGUUAUGAAAUCUGGUACAGCUUGAAUGCUGCAAUUUUUCAUUUGCAUUCUAUAACAGGAGGUGACCUGUUGUGCAGGAAUCCCAUCCACCAAUCAGAAUUUACAUGCUGCAAGACACUAACAUGAACAUAUACUUGUAAGUUGUAAUAUAGAUGCAGUUUCUUGUACAGUACUUCCAAGUACAAAGUUCACAUAAAUGUAUUAUACCUUUAUA
Messenger RNA from Mobula hypostoma (lesser devil ray), 4689 nucleotides. RefSeq names its product NIMA-related kinase 1 (gene nek1). The transcript has 35 exons. Gene Ontology annotation, molecular function: ATP binding; protein kinase activity. The record is from RefSeq and is a predicted model, not a curated record. NCBI's taxonomy places the organism in Eukaryota, Metazoa, Chordata, Chondrichthyes, Myliobatiformes, Myliobatidae. Gene Ontology annotation, biological process: protein phosphorylation. Bases 133 to 4155 code for a protein of 1340 amino acids.